AGGGUGCAGGAAUCCCUUAUGCAGGGUGCAAGAAAGGAUGGCAAAAUACAGUGCCACAAUUUCCACUCCUCUACCGUAACGACGUGGCUGAUUUCUCUUCAUAAAAACCUUGAGCACCAGACGCAAAAGUUGGAAUUUCGUGAUUCAGUAGCUGGACGAUGAAGUUGAAUCUUCUUAGCCAGCGGAUUUUCAUGGGCAGGCCAUAUCUCGGACCAGUUCUGAAAAGAAGAAGGUACGCAUUCUCCACUUCAGCUUCUGCGCCGACAUGGGAAGGAGGCGUUUCAAUGGUUCAAGGAGCUUCCAGGGGCAUUGGCUUGGAAUUUGUCAGACAAUUGUUAGAGAGAAAUGACAAAGGCUAUAUUGUUGCUACAUGUCGUAAUCCUAGUGGAGCACCAGGGCUUCUGGAGUUGAAGAAUAAGUUUCCGGAGCGCCUUGACAUUCAUCAGUUAGAUCUUACAGUUGAAAGCACUAUGGAGGACUCAGCCAAAUCGAUCAGAGACAAAUAUGGCUCGCUAAACCUUCUAAUUAAUGCAUCUGGUGUUCUUUCAAUACCCAAUGUUAUGCAGCCAGAAACGACACUGAGUAAGGUGCAGAGAUCAUCCUUGCUUCUUGCUUAUGAUAUCAAUGCUGUUGGUCCUAUUUUGGUUAUUAAGCAUAUGUGGCCUUUGCUGAAAGCUGGAGGUGGGUGUGGUACUGACAAGGAUUUUGCUGUUGUUGCUAAUUUAAGCGCAAGGGUGGGAUCGAUUGGAGACAAUAGUUUGGGAGGGUGGCAUUCCUAUCGUGCAUCUAAGACGGCCUUGAAUCAGUUAACAAAGAAUGUGGCGGUGGAAUUUGCGCGCAAGAAGGAUCCAAUUAUAUGCAUUUUGUUGCACCCAGGCACGGUGGACACUGAUCUCUCUAAACCAUUUCAAAGAAAUGUUCCAAAAGAAAAACUUUUCACCAAGGAGUACUCUGUUCAGAAGCUGCUCAGCAUCAUAAACAACACAAAGAGAUCUGAUAAUGGCAAGUUCUUUGCCUGGGAUGCUCAACAAAUUCCUUGGUGAUCUACUUGGUUUUAAUUGAUCCUUCCCGGAUCAUAUUCGAGCAGCAGCUUGUUUUCUUAGUUGGUCCUUACAGGAAUAUUAUCUUCUAAUUAAACUGUGAAAUAAGUAACAAAUUACAGUUUCACUUUUAUUUGUGCUUAAAAAAAGAUCGUACACUUGCUGCCUGGAAUGAAUUGAGUUUCUGCCAAGAAGUUCUCCCUGAGUUGACACGAAGACUGAAAUAAGUAACAAAUGACUGUUUAUUUCACUUCCAUAUCUGUAUUUUUUUUUUCUAUUUAAAUUCACAUGACAAGUCUUAUGUGGU
Nicotiana attenuata is the source of this 1347-nucleotide messenger RNA. RefSeq names its product C-factor. The record is from RefSeq and is a predicted model, not a curated record. The coding region runs from base 159 to 1043 and encodes 294 amino acids. NCBI's taxonomy places the organism in Eukaryota, Viridiplantae, Streptophyta, Magnoliopsida, Solanales, Solanaceae. The transcript is spliced from 7 exons.